AUGGCAUCUGGCCGACGCUCACUCGCUCAGCAGCUGGCAGAGCUGGAAGACCCGACUCCAAUAGAAAUCGAUCCAGACGAGGAGUAUGUCACAAAGACACGUGAUGAAGACGAAAACUCGUCGCAGGACGACGCACUAGAGGUCAAUGGCCGUGCUCACUAUAUCGAUGUGGGACGUUCAAAGCUAAGAGGACUGCACGAAAGCCUCAACGAUCCAAAAUACGCCGGACAAAAGAUUACUCACGAGCUAGGCCAAGAAGAUACUGCUAGUGAAGAAGAGACCUCAGAAGAGGAAGAAUCUUCAGAAGAUGAUAAUAUGGUUCGAGAAGACGAGCCCGCUCGGUCUGAAGAAACCGACGAGGAGAGUGAUCCAAUGGAGGACAAUGGGGACUUGAACAACGUCUUGAAACAAGCACGAGACGCGGACCGUCUCAAAGGAAAAGCCAUCUCCCGUCAGAUUGAUGUCUGGGAUGCUCUUCUUGACGCUCGUAUCCGCAUUCAAAAGGCAUCUUCUACAUGUAACACUCUUCCUACGCAUGCCGAUUUACAAACCCUACUGCAUAGCGAAAAGGCUCAAAAGGCAGUGGAGAGCUUUCUAAAGGAAACUAUUCAUCUGUCAAAUGAGCUUGUCGAGCUGCAAGAGACGCUCAUCGAAUCUGGGCCUGUCGUCAACCUAGACAGAGAUGCGGAACCGCCGAGAAAGAAGCGGAAGGUUGAAAACGGCCUCCAGUGCUUGGCAACGGACCUCAAGGCCGCAUCCAAAGACUUGACCGUCUUUGAGCAGCAGUAUCAUCCUUACUUGCUUGCUACUCUCCAAAAGUGGUCCGCCAAGAUUCAGGCUGUCAACCCCUCGGCUCUCCUCCCGUCGUCGCGCAAUGCGUUCCGGACCAACAGGAAUGCUCAUCUAAAACCCAUCAAUGACCUUAUACAAGAAUCGCUGAGCGACCACUCCCGCCUCGUAUCGCGCACCCGUGUGCGAAGAGGCCCACCUCGAAUGAACGCUGGCCAGGAGAUAGACACUGACGUCGAGGGCAAAACGUUAGGAAAGGAUGAUUUGGAGCUGUUCGAUGACACGGAUUUCUAUCAGCAAUUGCUCCGAGAUGUGAUAGAAGGCCAGACUGCCAAUGCCAGUGGCGAGACCAAUCUCGAUGCGCGGCCCAAGAAGGUCAAGAAGCUGGUCGAUACUCGUGCGAGCAAGGGCCGGAAGCUAAGGUACGAGGUGCACGAAAAGAUUCAAAACUUUAUGGUGCCUAUUCCGCUAAUCUCGGAUGGUUGGCACGAAGAAAAGAUUGACGAUCUCUUUUCUUCGCUGCUCGGAAACGGCAUUGGUGACGGGCAGGAAAAGCAAGCAGUCGGGAUGGCUAUACGAGAUGGUUUCAGGAUUUUUGGGUGA
Messenger RNA from Serendipita indica DSM 11827, 1392 nucleotides. The record is from the annotation of a GenBank genome assembly. Lineage: Eukaryota; Fungi; Basidiomycota; Agaricomycetes; Sebacinales; Serendipitaceae.